Messenger RNA from Erigeron canadensis, 1563 nucleotides. RefSeq names its product high affinity nitrate transporter 2.6-like. The coding region runs from base 1 to 1563 and encodes 520 amino acids. The record is from RefSeq and is a predicted model, not a curated record. Gene Ontology annotation, molecular function: nitrate transmembrane transporter activity. The transcript is spliced from 3 exons. Gene Ontology annotation, cellular component: plant-type vacuole membrane; plasma membrane. Lineage: Eukaryota; Viridiplantae; Streptophyta; Magnoliopsida; Asterales; Asteraceae. Gene Ontology annotation, biological process: nitrate transmembrane transport; cellular response to nitrate.
AUGGCUUCCAUCCCCACAAUCUUGGAACAUGAAGAAAUCAUAUCCAUUCCCACCACCACUCCACGAAAGACUUUCACGCUCCCGGUAGAUUCCGAGAACAAAGCCACAGAGAUGAAAAUAUUCUCUGCGGCUCAACCUCACAUGAGAGCUUUCCAUCUCUCAUGGCUUUCUUUUUGCACUUGUGUUAUCUCAACCUUUGCAGCUGCCCCUCUUGUCCCCAUUAUCCGGGACAACCUUAACCUGACACGAUCUGACAUCUCUAAUGCUGGAAUUGCCUCCGUAUCUGGAAGCAUCCUCUCUCGCCUUGUCAUGGGGGUUCUUUGCGACCUUAUAGGCCCACGGUAUGGUUGUUCGGUGAUCAACUUACUUACGGCCCCAGUGGUCUUCAGUUUCUCUUUUGUCGCGGAUGCUGGUGGAUAUGUGGCUGUUAGGUUCCUAAUCGGGUUCUCAUUGGCUACGUUCGUGUCUUGUCAAUAUUGGACUAGUGUGAUGUUCAAUGGGAAGAUAAUCGGUGUGGUGAAUGGCUUAUCCGCGGGAUGGGGUGAUCUAGGAGGUGGGCUAACUCAACUCUUGAUGCCGGUACUCUUUCAUAUCAUAAGUGAGAUGCUUGAAACCACACCAUUUACGGCUUGGAGAAUCGCUUUCUUUAUUCCUGGAUGGUUUCAUAUAAUUGUUGGCACUCUUGUUUUGGUUUAUGGCCAAGACUUGCCCGAUGGAAACUUUUCUCAAAUUUACAAAGAGGGUCGAGCUUCAAAGGACAAAUUCUCUAAGGUAUUCCAUAAUGCGAUCGCAAACUAUAGGACAUGGGUGUUUUUCCUGAUUUAUGGAUAUUCAAUGGGUGUGCAAUUGUGCUUGAAUAAUGUCAUUUCUGAAUACUUUUAUGAUAGGUUUAGUUUAAAGCUCCACACGGCCGGUGUAGUGGCAGCCAGUUUCGGGGUGGCUAACUUCAUUACACGUCCAUUUGGUGGCUAUCUAUCCGAUAUAUCAGCUCGUAAAUUUGGAAUGAGGGGAAGGUUAUGGACAUUAUGGAUCACACAAACUUUAGGAGGAGUUUUUUGCAUAUGGUUAGGCCGAGCCAACUCUCUACCGCUCGCUAUCUUUUCAAUGAUGCUCAUGGCCUCAGGAGCACAAAUGGCUUGUGGUGCGACUUAUGGCAUCAUUCCUUUCGUUUCACGACGUUCUCUUGGCAUUCUAUCCGGUUUAACUGGUGCCGGUGGAAAUGUUGGUGGUGGUUUAACACAACUAAUCUUUUUCUCUGGCACUCGGUUUUCAACUGCGUGGGGACUAACAUGGAUGGGUGUGAUGACCGUGGCUUUAACGAUUCCGGUGGCUUUCAUCCAUUUCCCACAAUGGGGGAGCAUGUUUUUGCCCGCAUCAAAGAAUGAAAAAUACAAUGAAGAGUAUUAUUAUAGCUUGGAGUAUAGUGAAGAAGAGAGGGAGAUGGGUAUGCACAUGGCUAGUAUGAAGUUCGCCGAGAAUAGUAGGGCGGAACGUGGCAAGAGAAUAAUGGUGGUUGCCGUCGCCAACACCCCGCCGAAUACCACCCCAAACCACCAUGUUUAA